AUGGCACACGGCUGUUUUUACCGACUGGCCGCAAAUGCGUCAGCGCUCAAAUACCUGCCUCAGGUUGGCCUUGACGCGCAUGCAACUAUUCUUGCUAGCAAUUCACGAACAGUAAUCACGCAGACCUUUGUGAACCCUUCUUCUACAGAAGCGAUCUCCGAAGUCUUCUACUCGUUCCCCCUAUAUGAAAGCUCUAGUAUCGUCGGCUUCACAUGUCGCCUAGGCGAUACUGUGAUUGAAGGAAUAGUCAAGCCAAAAGAAAAGGCAAAUGAGAUAUAUCAAGAAGCAAAGUCUAAGGGGCAAACCGCUGCUAUUCUUGAUCGGUCGCUUAGUGCCGCCGAUGUCUUCAGCACGCGCCUAGGAAAUGUUCCAGCGGGGGAUGCCAAGACAGAUGGUGUUCGAUACACGAUCCCCGUCACUAUUGGACCUCGAUAUGGAACUAGAGUUGGGCUUCCGCACCCGCCCGAAGGAGUUCUAGUAAAAACAGCAAUAAAGGUGGACGUUGUCAUGGAGAAGGGGUCUAAUAUCCGCAAUAUACGGUCGCCAAGCCAUCCAAUCCAGGUGGACUUAGGCCGGACAGCUGAUAUGCCGGAGUCAACUUUUGCGUCGAACUAUGCCUCAAUCCAACUUUGUGAGAAUGUGACAAUUGACGAGGAUUUUGUUAUCACCGUCAACACGGACAAACAAGAUCUCCCGUUUGCUUUCCUAGAGACACACCCUACAUUGCCAAAUCAGAAGGCACUAAUGGUCUCCCUGGUACCAAAGUUCAGUCUGCCACCGGAUUCAUCUGAGAUCGUGUUCGUCAUUGAUCGUAGUGGAAGUAUGAUGGAUAAGAUGCGUACUCUACGUUCCGCCCUUGGGCUGUUUCUCAAGUCGCUGCCAUUGGGUGUGCCUUUCAACUUAAUCUCGUUUGGCUCCUCAUCUGAAGCUCUCUGGGCUCGAAGCAAAGUGAGUACCAGAGAGAGCCUAGAAGAGGCUCUUCAGUAUACGAAGAAGAUCAGGGCCGAUCUAGGUGGAACUGAAAUUCUGUCCGGCCUCGAAGCAGCUGUGGAGAAGCGCUACCAAGACAAGUUCCUUGAGGUGUUGGUUCUCACUGAUGGUGAGGUUUGGAACCAGUCCGAGGUCAUCGAUUUGGUCAAUCAGGCCAACCAGCAGCAUUCCUCUCGGUUCUUCACUCUCGGCCUCGGGGAUUCCGUUUCACACUCUCUUAUCAAUGGUAUCUCCAGAGCGGGCAAGGGCUUUACCCAGACGGUCCUGAACAAUGAGGACCUAAAUAAAACAGUGGUUCGAAUGCUGAAGGGUGCUUUGAUGCCUCGACUGCACAACAGCAGACUGGAUGUGGACAUUUCCAAGGUUGAGGUUGAAGAAGACUUCGUGAAGGUUGAACUUCCUGGUGAUGAUACAACAGACACGGAGCCCUCUCCAAAGCAAAUUUCCCUAUUUGAUCAAGAUCAUAAAGAAGGGGAAGGAAUUGGUGAUGUGCAUGAGCCACUGCCGAAAAUUGCUGUUCCUAGCAUUUUGCAAGCACCACACGACCUUCCGGCUCUGUUCCCAUUCAUACGCUCCAAUAUCUACUUGCUUCUCUCACAAUCCAUUGACUCGUUUCCGGAGACGAUCGUCCUUCGUGCCAACAGCAAACACGGUCCCCUAGAGCUGGAAAUCCCCGUUCAAGAUAUUGGCAAGGGCCAAACUGUUCAUCAACUCGCGGCCAAAAAGACGAUUACCGAGCUUGAGGAGUCCCGCGGCUGGAUAUACUCUGCAAAGAAUGCCGAAUGCGAGCUGAUUAAGACAAAAUGGGAGAGUAGGGUUGAUGAACUGGUUCAGAAAGAAUGCGAGCGUCUGGGGGUGAGAUUCCAAAUCGCAGGGAAACACUGCUCAUUUGUCGCGGUGAGCGACGAGACCCAGGCUGAACGUGAUAGUAACUCAAAGGAUACCAAGGCUUCGCCCGAACUUGUCGAAUCUGGCGCCCUGCAGCCCCCGCCCGCAUUCUCAGGACUCAGCGUCCCGGAGGCCUCUGCCUUUAACCUGGACUUCAGCGCAAUUGACCGCCCAGACAUCCUGCAAUCCUUUGACUUCGACACAUUCCUCAACACCGAUAACGACACCGCUGGAUUCGAGCCGAAGAACAAAAUGGCCAAGACAUCCCAGAUGCCGCAUGGACCUGACUUGCAGGCAUCAUUCUCCCCGAUGAUUCCAUCUUACAGCGCUACGUCGCCGGGUUACACCCCUACUUCCCCUAGUGGUAUACCUAGCCGCCAAAUUUUCCGCCCAGCUUACGCCCGCUUCAAGUCUACAGAUGGUUGUAUUCCUGAUUUCAGUCACAUUCCUUCCAAUUCUUUCAAUCAAGAGGGCUCAUAUAGUGGCUACGGUUCUCCUAUAAGCCCAGGGUUCUCACCUACGUCCCCAGCAUACGGAUCACCUAAGUCACCCAUUUGGGAGGAAGACGACGAUGAAGACGCAGACGCGGCAUCAACACUCCCGGUAAAUAAACUCAUCCAGCUCCAGACUUUUGAAGGUUACUGGGAGAUGAGCGAUGCACUGUUGCAGGUCGUGGGCCUUGAUCCAAGCACUGCCCGCGUCAACAUACAAACCGACUAUGACUUCCUGGCGGGAAUUGAGACGAACGAGGUAUCUGCGGUGGAAAAAUGGUCGCGUUUGAUUGCUACAUCUCUGGUGUGUCGAUUUUUGGAGACAAAUGAAGCUGGGUCUCACGAUGUGUGGGAGUUGAUAAAGGUCAAGGCGGAUGGCUGGGUACACGCUGAGAUUGCUGCAAUGGCCACUACUGACCGAGAACUCGUCACUAAGCUCAUAGAGCGGCUUGGCUCUCUGUUCUGA
Penicillium canescens is the source of this 2835-nucleotide messenger RNA. Its product is annotated as VIT and vWA domain-containing protein. The transcript is spliced from 5 exons. The record is from RefSeq and is a predicted model, not a curated record. The coding region runs from base 1 to 2835 and encodes 944 amino acids. Lineage: Eukaryota; Fungi; Ascomycota; Eurotiomycetes; Eurotiales; Aspergillaceae. Gene Ontology annotation, molecular function: DNA binding. Gene Ontology annotation, biological process: transcription by RNA polymerase II.